AUGCAUGUCCGGCCUAGAAUUGUCGCUAUCAGCCUGGCAGUGCUGGUCCCAGUACUCUUCCUAUGGGCUACUAUCAGAUAUGAUCGCAUCGCCCUCUCUAACCUCGCACACUCCCUUGACCAGCUAUCUCGCUCUAACCUGAAUGUGCCACCCCUGACGCGCUUCCAAACCCAGUUUCCCUCAGUUGAAGCUGUAGACGGGCUAUGCAAGCGAGGCUUGAUGCUUCCUCCUCCAUUUUCUUACUCAGAAUGGCUUCAUCGCAAGAACUUCACUCGUGCCUACAUUCGGCCUAACAUGGUCAGCCCAGACGCAAAGUUUGCAUCGAUAGAAACAAUCAAACAGCCAGUUUUGCCUGACUUUAUGGCCCUGGAUCGUGGCUUGACGGCACCUCCUGGAGAUAAAGGCGCGAAUGUGUUGACAUGCCCCCCGGUUGUGGACGUGGAUAUGGCAGCGGACAGUGGGGUUGACGAUACCGGGUAUAUGUUAUUUGGACUUGCAACUGAUGUAGACCGGCUGAGACGAUUCCUUCCAUCACUCCUUUUCUCAUAUGGCUCUUCAAAUGCAAACCUCCUUGUUCUGGUUCCGGAGGGUACUACGAAUAUCGACGUCCACGAAACAUAUUUCCGAAACCGUGGGCUUAACUUGACUCUCAAAACAUCGCCUCUUGACUUCACUGCCCGCUAUUUCAGCCUGGUAGAAGCCUUUACGGAGCAUAUCGAAAAAAACCUUCCCGAUACCAAGUGGGUUAGCUUUGUCGACGACGAUACCUUCUUCCCAUCUCUAGCUACAAUAGGGAAACGCCUGGCAACAAUUGAUGCUACCAAGAGGCACUAUAUUGGAUCCCUCUCCGAAGCAAACAUACAAGUCAAAGAAUUCGGCCCUAUUGCCUUUGGAGGCGCUGGGGUAUUUGUAUCCAAACCGCUCCUUGAGACAAUGCAUACGGUAUACCAGAAGUGUCAGGACUUUGGCAAUCAACCGGGCGAUCAGAAAGUGGCACACUGCAUUAAGAAGUUUGGAAAUACCGAUCUGACGCUCUGGGAUUCUCUGUAUCAGAUGGAUAUAAGAGGUGAACCAGAUGGAAUGUUCGAGUCAGGACGUCAGUUUGACUCGUUACACCACUGGCAGAGCUGGUACAAGAAAGAUGUGGUCAAAAUGAGCACCGUUGCGGCUGCUGCUGGCCGUCAUUCCGUCUUACGACGAUGGCGUUUCGACGAACGGAUAACAGGGAAGGGCCAGCGAACAUUUUGGGUUCUAACGAACGGUUACUCGAUGAUCAAGUAUACAAUCGACGCUACCGCAAACGCUGAAUCUGUCGGAUUUGACAUGGUCGAGAAAACUUGGGAAGGGGAGGAUAAGGUGUUUGAGAAGCGACUUGGCACCCUGAGAGCCAAAGACCAGCCUGGAGUCAAGAAAGAAAGAUGGAUGCUCGCGGACUCCACAAUUAUUGGAAACAAUGUGCAUCAAUUGUACUCGAGAGAACUAGAUGAGACACAUAGUGUCAUUGAGCUUAUUUGGUUGGGAGUACCAGACAGCCCCGAGGUAUCCGAUUAG
Messenger RNA from Arthroderma uncinatum, 1551 nucleotides. RefSeq lists its product as uncharacterized. The transcript has a single exon. NCBI's taxonomy places the organism in Eukaryota, Fungi, Ascomycota, Eurotiomycetes, Onygenales, Arthrodermataceae. Bases 1 to 1551 code for a protein of 516 amino acids. Gene Ontology annotation, molecular function: acetylglucosaminyltransferase activity. The record is from RefSeq and is a predicted model, not a curated record.